Messenger RNA from Megalopta genalis, 3131 nucleotides. It is a transcript of the gene Cad96Ca, whose product is annotated as tyrosine kinase receptor Cad96Ca. Gene Ontology annotation, cellular component: plasma membrane; signaling receptor complex. Gene Ontology annotation, biological process: positive regulation of kinase activity; cell surface receptor protein tyrosine kinase signaling pathway; homophilic cell-cell adhesion. Lineage: Eukaryota; Metazoa; Arthropoda; Insecta; Hymenoptera; Halictidae. Gene Ontology annotation, molecular function: transmembrane receptor protein tyrosine kinase activity; ATP binding; calcium ion binding. The record is from RefSeq and is a predicted model, not a curated record.
UGUCGGUCGCGACGCAGGCACAGUCGUUGUUGGCCCGUGAGCGGUAUCGUUGUCGAAUCGAACACCGUUUUGCACCGACGUCUCGAUCCUCGUGUUUCAUCGAACAGAAAAGUGACCGUUCGAUUCGCGGCCCGGCGGGGACCAAUCGGAGAAACAUCGGCCGAAGGAUGCGCGAGAGACGAUCGCGACGUGCGAACACCAGAUGUUCUUGUAAAUGAAUUUUGUUUCAAAUUUUGUUGCCAGUGAGAACCGAAUAUGUACCGAGUUUAAUUGGCACACAGUCGAUUGCCGUGUUCGAUUGCCAAAUUCAAAAAUCGUUUCCAAAAAUCCAGUCGAAAUGGUUCACGUUACAUCGGCGAAAGCGAUCUAUAUUUAAAACGGACACAAUCGUUUUAUGCAUUCCAAAGUAGAACAAUUUCAUCGAUCAUUGUAUUCGCGUACGAAUGUUGCUCCAGUUUCACCAAAUUUGCGGCGUAUCCGCUGUAUCGUCGCGCCGAAGCUACAAAGAUGGGUAAAAAAGGCCCGAGAAUUAGUCUACGCCGAGAGUUAGUCUCGGUUCUCCUGUGUUUCGCGUCGUAAACGACAAGUGAAAUCUCUAGAAGCCGCUUGUGAUUUGGAAAAUUCGUCCGAGUUCUUCUUCGUUCUCGAUAGACACCGAUCCUCGUCGCGGAAAGAUGAACUCCGGCUGGAAUUUGAGAGAAGCAACUCUGUGCCGUAUUCGGAAUUGGUGAUUUCACGCGAGUGAUCGGUCGCCGGGCACCGCGAACCUGCGGAAUCGUGCACGAAGUGGGUACAGCAAACACUACGGGACCAGUUACUGAUGUGUACGAGGAACAACCGAUCCGCGAGAGCAAGCCGGAUGAUAGCGACGGAACUGACUCUGUCAACGUGCUCGAGGAUCGUCGCCCGUUUUCGGAAGAUCGAAGGGGACCAGGGUUUAACGUGUUGUCGGUCGAUGCAGAGCGAUGUUCGCCAGAUCGGCCAUCCUUGUCGCGGCGCUCUGCCUCUGGACCACCGUCGGAGGCCAAUUUAGCGACAACACGCCACCCGUGAUGUCGAUAGACCGAAAUCUGGUGCUUCGGGACACCGAGCCUGUGGGAAGCGUCGUGACUAGGGCCCGCGCCGAGGAUAAUGAACAGGAUCAGCUGACCUAUGGUCUGGAAUCCAUUGGCCACAGCUACAAUGGCGAUGACAGUCCGCAACCGCCUCUUCCUUUCUUCAUCGACAACAGCACUGGCAUCAUCUACGUCAACGAAACGCUUAAAGAAAGGGGAGGCCAGAACCUGUUCCUCUACGUGACCGUCUCCGAUGGCCAGCUCACGACAAAGACCGAGGUCUACGUCACCAUUAAAAACACUUCGGGCCCCAAUGGAGGACACACCAGGAAUCCUUUCCCAGGGCAACACGGGCCCUCGGGCCGAAUAAGACCGCCUCUUCUGGGCCUGCCAAGCCUGCAGAACUAUCCGAGACCAGGAUUACCUCAUAAACCAGCGUUACCAUCGCCACCGGUGUCUAUACCGGUCUCCAUACCAAAAACAACCAGGUUGCAGCCGGAGGAGGCGAAGGAGCCCGAGGGGAAGAUAGAUGACAAUGCUGCCGGUCCUCACGUACGAUCUAUGGAGGAGAACGAGGUCGAGGGCCCACCAUUGAGCUCGAAAAUAACACCUGCCGAGGCACCACCCUCUCAAGACAUUUCGAUGACUUUGGUGCCAGUCACAGCUGUCUGCGUACUCGUGGUAGGCCUUGGCAUGGGUGCCUGGUCUCUGCGAAAUAAAUUCUGCAGCACUAAGAAAUCCAAAAAAGACACGAAAGAGCAAGCCUCGGUGAGUGUUUCGAAUAUAUCGGACGAUCCAUCUCUCGUUUUAAAAAGAUGGCGUGGCCCGAAGGCUCAUAACAAUCGAUACGAACCCUGGGAAAAAGACAGUCAAGCCGGUGCACAGAAUAAACAAGAAGAUAAAUGGGAAUUUCCUCGACACCGGCUGAAGGUCUUCAAUAUUCUCGGAGAGGGUUGUUUCGGACAAGUUUGGAAAUGCGAGGCCCUGGACAUAGACGGGAAGUCUGGAACGACCAUAGUCGCGGUGAAAACACUGAAAGAGAAUGCGACGGAGAGAGAACGACUGGAUCUCGCGCAAGAGCUCAGAGUCAUGAAGAAUCUGGAUCCUCAUCCUAACGUUGUUAGGCUGCUGGGCUGUUGUACAGAGCGCGAGCCUAUGUUCGUUAUAUUAGAGUACGUCAGCGGCGGAAAGUUGCAAAGCUUUCUGAGAGCGUCGAGGGAAGAAAGAAACCACGGGGGGCCUGGAUUAACGUCCAGGGAUCUGACUGGUUUCGUUUACCAGAUAGCCAAAGGUAUGGAGUACUUGGCGUCCAAAGGAAUCAUACACCGUGAUCUAGCCGCGAGGAACAUAUUGAUUGACGAAAACCGCGCGUGCAAAGUCGCGGACUUCGGGUUUGCCCGAGACGUGGCUGCCAAUCAAAUCUAUGAAAGGAAGUCUGAGGGUCGACUGCCCAUUAGGUGGAUGGCGCCAGAGAGCUUGUACGAUAACAUAUUUUCCGUGAAAUCGGAUAUAUGGAGCUUCGGCGUAUUGAUUUGGGAGAUCGUUACGUUAGGGUCAACGCCUUAUCCCGGAUUGGCUGCUGCGGAGGUGAUGAGAAGGAUCAAAGAAGGCUACAGGCUAGACAGGCCAGAACACUGUAAGAGAGAGCUGUACAACAUCUUGUAUUAUUGCUGGGACAAGGACCCAGCUUGCAGGCCCUCCUAUGGGGAACUGGUGGGACUGACAGAGGGCCUCUUACUCGACGAAACGGACUACAUCGAAUUGGACAGGUUCCCCGACCAUUCGUAUUACAACGUGCUCAAUCUUAGCGGUGAAAAAUUGUGAACGACACAGCUGAACUAUACGAUUUUCGUUGCUGCUGUGAGAAGAACAAAGUGCGUAAGCAAAAGUUUCAAAAGCAUCGACCGAUGGUUCUUGUGGAAUUGACGUGGCGUCUGUUGCGAGUCGAGCCAAAUAAUUAAUACUCUUGGUGAUCCUAAGAUAGAUUAGACUUUGUAAUCGUAGAAUUAACGGGUACGUAGAUCCGAUCGAUAAGGGCCAAACAUUGGCCCAGGUUCGCCGUGAUUAAUAUAUACA